This is a messenger RNA of Paramuricea clavata, 9222 nucleotides long. The record is from the annotation of a GenBank genome assembly. NCBI's taxonomy places the organism in Eukaryota, Metazoa, Cnidaria, Anthozoa, Malacalcyonacea, Plexauridae.
AUGAAGACAAAGUAUACGUCAUCCAGCAAGGUCCGUUCCAACCAAAACUUGGUAGAUAUCCACGAAACCCUGAUAUUCAUCCGUCUAAGCAGUGCCAUUUUUCAUCUGCGUGGUUCAAUACAUAUCCACAUGUCGAAUAUUUGGUGAAAAAAGAUGCAGCGUUUUGUUUUGUUUUGUUUGCCAGCUGUUUCCAUCUGGUAUUGGCACAAAACAUGACCAAGGCUGUAAAGCAUGGGCAGAGGACGGCGUUAAAGCUUGGCACAAAAUGAAAAGUCGCGGAAAGAACAAGCCAGGAAAAUUAGCUGAACAUUUCUCAAGCUCAAGUCAUCGUGCGGCUCUCGCAGCAUUAGUGGCCUUUCAGAAAAAAUCCGCCAACAUUGACCUCUUGCUGGAUAAAGGUCGCAGAAGUAAUUUAAUCGAAGAAGAAGCUGAGAUCCAGCGCAAUCGUGAAUCGAUUAAAAUUCUUUUGGACGUUGCAAGGACUCUCGCACGGCAAGGGAUAGCGUUUCGUGGUUCUUCAUCGGAGAAAGAUGGAACCGGAAAUUUUCGUCAAAUUGUCAACCUUCUAGCAAGACAUUUUCCCAUCCUGCGCAGAUGGUUGGCUGACGCCCCAAAGCGACCGCACAGAGUUGACUACCUUAGUUCGAGAUCUCAAAAUGAAUAUGUUGAGCUCUUGGCGAAAGAUGUUUCGAGCAGAGUCAUCACCGAAAUAUGUCAAGCUGAGAUGUUUGCCGUCAUCGCUGACACAACACCCGAUGUUUCCCAUGUGGAUCAACUUUCUGUGGUUGCAAGAUAUGUAGAUCAAGAGGGACAUGUACGAGAGCGUCUUGUGGACAUGCGAGAGAUAGAAGAUAAGAAGGGGGAAGGUCAUGCUCAAGGAAUCCUGGCUGCUCUAAACGAAAACAGCAUAAGUGCCGCCAACAUUGUCUUCCAGUCCUACGAUUACAUUCGUCCAUGUCUGGUAUUUUCAAGGGCUGUCAAGCGAAAAUGAAGGAGCAUCUUGGAAGAGAAGUCCCUUACUUUCCCUGUCUUGCACACCGUGUCAAUACAACAGUGGAGCAUAGCUGUGAGGCAAGUACCGCUGCGUGUCACAUGUUUGAAAUUCUGCAGGAGGUGUUUUUCUUUUUUACGUCAAGUCCUAAACGGUAUAGCGUGUUUCCCGAGAAAGUUAGUGAAGGAGAUGUUGAAAAUGCGUUAGAUUUGACAAAUCUUUCUGCGACACGUUGGGUGGCCCGUGCAGAUUCCAUUCGAGCUGUUUGGUCGAGCUAUGAAGUCGAUGCGCUAAAAGAAUUGGAAAAUGUUCAAGACACAAAGACCAAAACGAACGCGAAGAAUUUGUUGGCAAGAGUACGUUCGUUCGAGUUUCUUGUUAUGGUUAUGUUCAUGAGGAAUGUCAUGGUGAAAACCAAGAUAUUGACGAAACAACUUCAGACAGUUGACAUUAACGUCGUCGAUACCCUUGAGUCUGCCGAAGGAACCAUUGCUACAUUGCGCCACUUACGCAACGAUGAAGAAAAUCUCAACAAGCAGAUAGAUGCAGCCAUUAUAUUUUCGCAUCGUAUUGGAAUCGACGCUAUUGAAGAAUAUCAGCGACAUCAUCGUCCAAGACGCCAACCAGGACGAAUUGACGAGCAACCUGAGACUGAAGCACGCUUGGAUCUGAACGAAUAUUAUCGGAAAGUGUUUAUUCAAAUCCUUGACUACCAAAUCACUGCUCUCUCAAAUAACGUUAAAGUUGCCUUCGACAUUAUUUCCUCGUGUAUUUCCCUACUUCUUCCACCGUACAAAGAAGAUCCUAAACGAGAAGAUAUCGAGUCCCUAACAGAGUUGCUUCCUCUGUCAUUACAGCCUGACACCGAGGUCUUGAAUGUUGAACUUACAAUGAUUAGACAACAUUGUGAUGAUAACAUGCCAGAUAUUAAAACAGUCGAAGACGCUGCGCGUUGUGCUAGAGAAAAGCAGACGAUUUUUCCCUUGACAAGCAGAUGCUUUCAACUUCUCCUGACAGCGCCGAUUACAUCCGCAUCGAGUGAACGCAGCUUUUCAAAACUUAAAUUGAUUAAGACUGCCAUUCGUUCAGUGAUGAAAGAAUCUAAUCACUCUUGGAUGUGAAAAGGAUCUCACAGAUACGAUUGACCUAGACACUGUUGUUGAUCAUUGGGCCGAGCUGCCAAAAACUCAACGCCUUUUUCGUGUGAAGUAAUUCCGAUCGUCAUUCUUCCGAUUAAAAUCUAGAUCUAUUGUCAAUUGCUAUAACUUUCUAAGCAAUUUGAGUUGUUUAGAAAGGCUAAUAUAUUAUAAAUUCAAAUUAUAACAGGUUAAUUUCUAACGGUCUACUUUUUGACACCGUCCCUGUAUAUAUUUUUUACAUAGUUGCUUGGCUUCUAACUAUAUUAAAUUUUAUAUUAAUUGUAUUUGUAUUUAUAACAACAAGACUGUGAUAUUAAACCGAACGCCUUGCCUUAACCGAUUCACUCGUACCGGCCAUGCCUUAAGAUAGACUAAAUAGUUGACUUUUCUUACAAACACAAAUACUACAAAAGUCGGUCCCAGAACUUAGGACACCCCCCCAAUUUUUUUUUGAAUGUGCGCCCCUGGCAAUAUAUCCUGUGUCACUUUGGCCAUGAACUUGAGCGACCGGCCGCGGUAUUGAUGUAGAUUAUUACUACGGUGAACCCGUGGUUGAAAUAUACAGCGGCUGUAUUCUUUAAAGUAUGCGUAAACGACAGAAGUACGCACGGAUCCUGAAAGCCUGGAAUCCAGUGAUCAAUAUGGUACCAAAAUGUUAAAAUUUGGCGUAAUAUUUCCCGUGUCAUUUCGGCGAUUUGUGUUAGCAAUGUUUUGGUCGACAGGGCUAAUAUCUAGUUGUUUAUGGCUCGGAUUACUCUUCUGGCGUUUACCGAUGCAGUAAGCGACGAUGGAUUUGGCGAAGAAGGCUCGUGGGGAAGCAAUUCGAAUAAAGAAGACCUUCCUAAUUAAUUUUAACAUUACUAUGAAUAAGUAAUAAGUAUGUAUUAUAUCUUUAUAUGACAUUAUAUAGCAUGUAUAUUCCCGAAAAAUCGUCGCGCGACGCAGCUGUAAGCGACGUUUAUAAUGAUUCACAAUAUCUCGUCAAUUAAUACAUUUAAUAGAGCAGUAUAUAAGUCAACAGGCAGAUAAGUAAUGUAUUUUGUGCAGUGUAAUAUGUUUGUAGUGUGAUACGCGUGAACAUGAAUAACGCAUUGCGCUUUUGGUGUGCGGGUUACACUUUCAUGAAAAACAACAUAAAGAUAAUGUAUGUAUGCCUGAAUGCCGAGUAUUUCACACAAUUUCGCCAAACUUUUACGAGCGUUUUAUAUAACUCUAUAUCGGCUUUAAACCUUCAUCUGUAGUCCUAUAAACUUCUCACUAGCCGCCAUCAUCGUAAUUACAGUACUUCAAUUACGCACGCUCGGGCGUCAAAGAGGCAAAUAUCCGCCUUGAUAGUAAUAUUUUUUGGCAUGGCAGGCUAGGAGAAAUCACAAAAUUAUUAACUGAAAUGCUGAUAGGCUGAAGUUUACAAAAUUGCUAACGAGUGCCAAUGACCAAGAAUUCAGUUUAUCCUGAAUCAUCCAGCGUCUUAUCUUUUCAUAAAACUAAGUUAUAAAACUAAGUUAUAAAAAUUGUUAUAAAAAUUGUGUUUAUUCAGACGGUUUUCGGUUUUUAUUCCGGCUGAACCGUACAGUGCAUUUUACUGUAGUAAGUCUACUCAGCACAGAUAAUUGCAGGAAUAUAAUUAUGCAAGUGACUUACGCCUGUAUUCUAAAAGCUCAUUCACACUCAUACUCAAAGAGUGGAGGUUCAAUAUGAACUUCCCUUGAGUGUCAGUGCUGUUCUUGAAUAGCUGGAAAGUAGUCACAUAAUAAGGUGCAGUACUUCCUGGAAGUAAGUUAAUUAACACUGCGGUUCGGUCGCGGUUCGUGCUAUUUGCGGUUGUGGUUCGUGCGGUCGCGGUUCGUGCGGUCGCGGUUCGUGCGGUCGCGGUUCGUGCAAUUUGCGGUUGCGGUUCGUGCAAUUGUCGAAUUAGUUAUAAGAUUUACAUUUCAAUAUUACGACUAUGUUUGUAUGUUUUUAUUAUAUACUAUGUAAAACAUACCGUAUAACACCACCCGUGACAUAUAUGAACUUCAUUCUAGAUUACAGUAAUAUACAAAGUUAUUUAUCAUCAUUAUCAUAAACAGAAUUACUGUAAGGUUAAUAGUACUAAAUUCGACCGGCAAAUGUUUUACUAUCAAAUAAUGUUUUACUAUCAAAUAAUGUUUACUGUAAUCCAGCUUUAAUACACUGCUAAAUUUCCCAGUGAAUUUAUUAAGCUACCAAACUAUCAGCACUAUCAUAAACGGGUUUAGCAAAUUGACAUGAAUUUUGCCCACUUAUAUGUUUAAUAUUGAGUGACAAAUAUUCAGUGAUCUUUGUGUGAUAAUUGAUAUUGAAUGAUAAUUUCGCCCGCGCAAGCUUUAUUGUAAGUUUAAGCCACAGACCAUGUACGGUAAUUUGAAUCUGCAUGGAUAAAGAUUGCUAUAUGUGUUUGAUACCCGUAUUCCAUCCGCACAAUUACUCCAAGAAAUUGAACUUUGGCUCAACUACUGAGAAAUUAGGCAUUUUAUCAAUAGGUUAUAACGGCUUGGAAAAUCGACCGAUUACUAACCCUCUAGCUUUUCCGCAAAAAGUCCAAUGACACUCCAGGGAAGCUCACAUUAAAUCUACACAAGUGUGAGUGUAAGUGAGCUUCUAGAAAACAGGCGUCAGACUGUCUAAAAAGAGAAAAUAUAACAUACUGUGACUCAUUCACGAUGCCUGCGGAGGCGGACCCACCGACUAACCAUUUAGGCUAAGUCGAGCGCCGAAUUGAAGAGUUUUUUGAUUUUCAAAGGCUUAGAAACGCUAUGUCCUCCAUCUGAGAGAAAUUUUAACAACAUCUCGUAAACACAAUGACGUCACAGUUACUUCACAAUCCGAAGAAUGACAAAUAGUCUUGCCCCUCCCCCUCCCCCACGCUUGUUAUUGGAGUAUACAGUAUAAUAUAUAUUUGCAUGUACACCCUCAUCAGCCUCUCAGUAGGCCAAUGUAGGUCAAGAAGGAAUGCUCUGUUCUCGCUUGGAGAAAACUACAGUCUUUCAUUGAACAUGUCUUUCUGUUGUAAUUCUUUCAAAAAACAUAUCUUAUCUAAUGUUUUAAUAAUAUAAUUCAUUAGCCACUUAGUUGCACUGAAAGGGCCUUUGUCUGGAAGAGUGUUGUACAGUAUAUGCUAGUGAAUACAAAGCACCUUUAUAUACUAGCGAACCCAAAAGCGAUGCAUGUUUUAUUAACACGAUGCUAACUUCCAGACGAGGAGCCUCGUUUCGCCAAAGUUCGCAAUGUUAUAUUACGCCGGUCGCCGAUAACUACCCAAUUAUACAUCCAGUUCAAUAUUAUGCAAUGAAUUUCAACUUAUGUUCUACUCUAUGAAUUUUGUAAAGAGAUCCUUACAUAUGGAUGACUUUCGUGAUUGGUAUGUUCAGAAAACUACGUAAUAUCUUUCUCCCGGCCUCAACUAUGCAAGUAGCAAAAGUGUAAUAACCGAUGCUAGAGCAAUUAAAUGUAUACUUUCUUUUAGAACAAGUUUCCGCAGAAUGUCGACUACUUGGGCCCACGCAUUAUACAAACAAAGCGGUGGUAUGGAAAGCCAUAGGUGUCUUAAGUGGUUAAAUUUUAUUUCAUCCGGUGCUUUUAGCAUUAUACGUGGUGCUUUUAUCGUUAUACGAGGUGCUCUCGACAUUAUACGCGGUACUCGCAACAUUAUGCGAGGUGUUUUUAACAUUAUACGCGGUGGUUUUAUCAUUAUACGCGGUGCUUCGGACAUUAUACGCGGUGGUUGAGACAUUAUACGCGGUGCUUGAGACAUUAUACGCGGUAUAAUAUAUAACGAUAAAAGCACGAUGUAUAAUGCUAAAAGCACCGGAUGAAAUGAAAUUUAAUCACUUAAGACACCUAUGGCUUUCCAUACCGGUGGCAACAUAUUAAAGAUCCGUCAGAAGGUUGAGAAUGUUUUCGAAGGUGCUGGCGACUCUGAGUCUGAGAAUGUUUCGUGAUCGGUUAAUUAAACUCUGUAACUCUGUGUGGUUGACCACAGUCACUACGGACACUUCCCUGAUGCAAGAUUAAUUUAAAUUGCCUAUGAGUGGCCUUAUAAAAGCAGGCGGCAAUAGAUAGCAAGCAUGCACAACUGAACAAGCUAGCUUACAAUAAAGUGACAUAAAGAUAACAGAAACGUGAAGUCAAGUAACAAUUUACGUUCGACUGCGUCUCGAUCUUGAGAAUCUAUGAAACAUGCUGUUUACCUGAAUCCGCGUCUCGUUAGUCUUUAAAGAUGAUGGAUACGUUGCGUUUAGGUUGUUAACACUCGUCAGGCUUGGCCUCACCUCUCUUGAUUGUUUUCGAGAUUGUCGUCGACUUGGCUUUGUAUACGGCCAAUAUACAACCCAUGUCAGUUUUGAUCGAUAUAUUUUCCCCAGCCCCAGGAACGCUGGCGUCGCAGUUCCUCACCGUUUUCAUGUUCUCAUACAUUGUGGUAGCAAUACAGCCAGGCAAGCAUUGAUAAAAGAGGACAAACCUCUGUCCUUGGACAAUCGCCAGUCCGUUAGGGUUAGGAUUAAGCACAUGACGCGGUUGAGGCUUGCUACACAAUGAUGAUGGGCUGCAAUUUCUCAGAUUCUCAAGACUGUUAGGUAGUUUUGCCUUGAAUUCAGUUUCGUGCACUAAAAAGAACAAGGUUUAUAGUCAACUUCUCUGCCAGGUUAAUAUAUAUUAUACUUAUUUCUUACCGUUGUAACCAGGUUGUUGUUAAGCCGAUAACAGGAGGACGACUGGUGUUCGCACUGCUUGUUUUCAGUUGUUGUUAUAAGUCUAGAACAAGUCGUUAUCAUCUUGUAAUAGUUAACCAGUGUAUAAAAUACCUCACAAAGUAUGUGAACAAAACUCGGUUAGCAAGGUCCUCGUUUUUAACACACUUUGGUAAUUUAUACGCAGGUAAUAAAAGCUUUCACGUCCUUCAAAUCUACAUGAUUAUAUUUAUUUAAAAAUUAGGUACUGACAAAAUGUUGAGAGGGUACAAAUACAUAUUCAUCGAUGCUAAUAGCUUUAUUAUCCGUUUUAGCUUUUGGUAGCAUUGUGAACUCAGUGAAAUAUUCGUGGUGGCUUUUGUUUUACAAGGUUUUGUAAACGGCGGCCAGUAUUUCAGGCCAGGUGAGGUAAGUAUAGAGUUAACAAUAAUUAUGAAACUUAUUAAUAAUUCAUGAAGAAAAUUCAAAAGAAAUGAAUGUUUAAUCAAUGUUUGUAAAUCGGAUAAAGAUUUGUCCUUAUUUAGAUAAACUUCAGUUUUGAUUUUCGCGGCUUAGACCAGACUUUAGAAAUUAACUUUAUAAUUUACUGGAUAACUCUAUACCAAUUUUAAACUGCUGUUCCGCCUGGAGACAACCCACAAUGGUCCAGACAUCAGUGUUACUACAAGGAGAAACCUGAAACCAAACUAACUUUAUCGGGGCACACUCGAUAGUUUUAUCAUUUCUUAACGGUAUGUUCUCGCUAGAGGUCCAGUAAGGAUAACAAUUAAUACAUGAAGUUGAUUUUAAUUCUCGUCAACUGGACUCUGUAGCUCAGUUGGUUAGAGCGCUGCACCAGAAUCGCAGAGCCACAGGUUCGAUUCCUACCAGAUUAUACAGCAGUUGCAUUUUUCGCAACUGAUUCUGGUUAGGUUUGAAAAUUCUAUAUAUAUAAUCUACCGCUUGAAAUUUCCAUCUAUACCAUCAAUAAAAACCCUCAAACUGGAAGUAUUCUUCUCACAUGCGACUGAGGUAAAAUUAGACAAACGGCUGUAUGUUGUAGGAAUCAAACUUUGGUAGACACUUGUGCUGCAUGAUCACAGUCAUCUGUAUUCCAAUAUUGUGGAAUGCUAUAAAAUCAUAAGUAAUGAAAAAUGCUUCGGUAACCAAUUUCUAAAUUUUAAUUUUUAGACCCAGUUGCAGGUGAUUUGUUUGAGGAAGUCGGGACAAUUUACAACGAAAAUUUUUAACGACUGAUCAAAAGAACCGCACUUUAUGAAAGUACAUCGCUGCAUCAUCGUUUGUCGGAAAAGGCUUCUUGAAUUGCCAAUUGCUAUAACACAGAACGAAAUAGAAUUGUAGCAGCAGAUAUCAACAAUCAAGCAAAGUUUUAUGAAUAUGUCGUGUACAACCACACUUCCGGUGUGGAUGUCACAGAGUCUCAAAGAACAAGUUGCACAAGAAUCUUGCUUCUAACGAAAGUAAGCGUUAAAACGGCUAUAUAUAGGUGCUGCCAUUGCACAUAUGAAGAUCUCACAACUUGUCAACAAGAUGUGUUCGCAGUGCUUGUUCCCAAUUGUUGACAAGUCUGGGACAAGUUGUUAUCAUGUGUUAGCAAGGUUGAUGAGGUCAACAGACUCACAACAAGUUGUCCAACAAGUCUGAUAUAGUCUGCACGGAACAAGUUGUUAAAGUGCUUAUAUCACAAAAUUUUUUUUGACUUUUGAGUAGAGGACAGAAAGUUAGUUUGUAGGGUUCCCGUUCUUUAACAUUUUUUGGUUUUCUCUUUCUAUUCGCGAGUAGUUCCAACAAGUCUGAUAUCGUCUGCAUGCACGUAGCAAGUUGUUAACACAUUGAUGACAACAUGCUCAUAGCAACUUGUUACAGACAGCCUGUAUUAGUUUUGUUGGAACAAAUUGUAGCAAGUUUGUUACAGUCAUCAACCUUGUAACAAGGCGAAAACAACCUGUUCCAGACUUAUUACAACAGCUGGGAACAAGCAGUAUGUGUAAUAAAUAGUGCAUUAUAUUAAUAUAUAUUAACCUGGCAGAGAAGUUAACUAUAAACCUUGUUCUAUUUAGUGAACGAAACUGAAUUCAAGGCAAAACUACCUAACAAUCCUGAGAAUCUGAGGAACUGCAGCCCAUCAUCAUUCUGUAGCAAGCCUCAACUGCGCCUUGUGCUUAAUCCCAACCCCAACGGACUGGCGAUUGUCCAAGGACAGAGGUUUGUCCUCUUUUGUCAAUGCUUGCCUGGCUUUAUUGCUACCACAAAGUAUGAGAACAUGAAAACGGUGAGGGACUGCGACGCCAGCGUUCCUGGUGCUGGGGAAAAUAUAUCGAUCAAAACUGACACGGGUUGUUGGCCGUAUACAACGCCAAGCCGACGACAAUCUCGAAAAUAA